AUGGCCGUCACAGACGACAUGGGCGACAGCACUGAGAAGGCCACCGUAGUCGUGGAGGCGUCCAACCACGACGACGAAGACCUUAACCCUAACCUCGCAGCAAGACGCCGUAUCCGAUACAUGGACGAUGACGAGGAGAACGGUGGUCCAUCUGCUGCCACCGAUAUUGGUCAUCCGUUGAAGAGGCGAGGCUCGACCUACUCUGUACAUUCGCUUUCCAGCGUGCGCAGUGGACAACGUACCAUCGACCCGUCCAUCAUCCUGCCAGUUCAAUAUCGGACACUCAGCUAUGAUAUCACCAAUGUCAAGGCAAUAGAGAGUGCAAAGAAUGCCCGUGAGAAGGCUGCGAUUGAUGUGGGAGGGCUUGAGUGGCAUCUACUCACCCUCCAAGAGAUUUGCAAUCGAUUAAAUACCUCCACCGAUACUGGUCUGUUGUCCUCGGCCGUGAAAGAAAAGCUUUCACAAUAUGGUCGCAAUGUGCCUUCCCCUCCGCCCUCGAGGUUGGCCCAGAAGCUGUUCGGUUACUUCUUUGGAGGGUUCGGCUCUAUUUUGCUAGGUGGCAGCAUCCUCGUCUUCGUCUCUUGGAAACCCCUGGGUCAACCGCCGGCUGUGGCCAAUCUUGCUCUGGGUAUCGUUCUUGCCGCAGUCUUCUUCAUCCAGGCUGCAUUCAAUGCCUGGCAAGACUUUUCGUCGUCCAGGGUCAUGAACAGUAUCACUGGCAUGCUGCCUGAGGCCUGCCAUGUUCUACGCGAUGGAAGCAAGCAGACAAUCCAAGCGCCUGACGUUGUCCCAGGUGACGUCCUCUACUUCAAAGCGGGUGAUAAACUGCCAGCCGACAUUCGGUACAUAGAUGUCUCCACCGACGCCAAGUUCGAUAGGAGCAUCUUGACAGGAGAAUCGUUCCCGUUGGCCGCCGUCACCGAGUCCCACGAGCCCAAUUAUCUCGAGACAAGAUGUAUCGGCAUGCAAGGCACUCACUGUACUUCCGGUAGUGGGGUUGGCAUUGUGGUGUCUACCGGCGACGAUACCGUCUUUGGCCACAUUGCCAAAUUAACCAGCCAGCCCUCAACUGGCAGGACAAAUCUGCAGAAAGAGGUGCUGCGCUUCGUCUUCAUCAUUGUCGGCUUGAUGGUCUUCAUGAACAUCAUCGUCAUUGCGGUUUGGGCAGGGUAUAUCCGACACGCACACCACAGCUACAUCAAUGUCCCGACCCUCAUUGUUGACAUCGUCAGUGUAGCCAUUGCGUUUGUCCCCGAGGGCUUGCCUAUUGCUCUCACAGCGUCGCUCACAAUCACGGCGAACAUCAUGAAGAAGAACAAUAUUCUCUGCAAGUCACUCAAGACGGUCGAGACGCUUGGGUCUGUCUCCGUCCUCUUGUCUGACAAGACCGGAACGUUGACCAAGAAUCAAAUGGUGGUGACCGACUGUCUUGUUGGGUUCACUACCAUGACCGCCGAGGAAGCAUCUCACGACAUGACGGGAGGAGACACCAGCGACAAAUCAAAGAAGGCCGCACUCCAACAAUUGCGCGUGUUGUCGGCGGUCUGUAACGCUGGGGAGUUUGACCCUACCAUGAUUCACUUGCCUCUUGCCCAAAGAAAAAUAAUCGCAGAUGCAACCGAUCAAGCUAUCUUGCGACUCUCGGAGUCUCUUGGUCCUGUCACGCAGUCCCGCGAUAUGUGGCGCAAGAGAUUCGACCUGGCGUUCAACUCGAAGAACAAAUUUGCAUUGAGAGUGGUUUCUCCCGAGAACGCAUCGGCAGUUUCGGCGACUAUGAGUGCCACCGAGGCUGGUUCUUUCAAUGCUGAACGCGACCUGCUGUUGAUGAUCAAAGGUGCCCCGGACAUUCUCCUUCCCCGGUGCACGAGAUACGUCGGAGAAGAUGGCGGCAUCUACAAUCUGGACGACGGCAUUCGAUCAACCAUGGAAGCAACUAAAGAUGCAUGGUCUAGCCAGGGAAAACGGGUGCUUCUCCUUGCCCGCAAACAUCUUCCGGCGGGCAUGCUGCAAUCGUCGCCCAGUGACAAUACAUUCGAGGCUGAAGCCCUACGACACGCCGGGGCCGGACUCACUCUGAUAUCGAUGGUGGGGAUUGUCGAUCCACCGAGAGACGAAGUGCCGAGUGUGAUACAGACCCUUCGCCGUGCAGGGAUCCGCACAAUGAUGGUCACCGGCGACUUCAAGCUAACCGCCCAAGCCAUCGCUCGGUCAUGUGGUAUCAUCACCGUCGCCGACCAUGAAAUCCACUCGGUUGAAAACCUCCCCCGGUUUCCCCCCACGGACGUUGUUGAGAAGAAACGUCAGAAAAAGUCGAAUCGGCUGCCCUCGGAGAACAAGGCAAUUGUAUUGACGGGCCCCGACCUUUUGACGCUUCUACCACACCAAUGGACCGCCCUGACGACUCAGUACAGCGAGAUUGUCUUUUCACGCACCACGCCAGAUCAGAAAUUGCGCAUAGUCAGGGAAUUCCAAUCCCAAGCUUUUGUCGUGGCCAUGACUGGCGAUGGUGUCAACGACGCGCCCAGUCUCAAACAGGCAGAUAUCGGCAUUUCGCCGGCUUCCGGGUCUGACAUUGCGAUCGAAGCCUCCGACAUGGUCCUCUUGGGUUCGUUUUCUGCCAUCCCGGAGGCUGUCUUGUAUGGCCGCGUGGUUUUUGACAACCUCAAGAAGACCAUCGCCUAUCUCCUGCCUGCUGGCUCAUUCUCGGAGUUCUGGCCCGUCAUGACGAGCGUCGUCUUCGGUCUCCCUCAGGUCCUCUCCAGCUUUCUCAUGAUCAUCAUCUGCUGUUUCACCGACUGUGUCGCUGCUACAAUGCUGGCGUAUGAGAAGCCUGAAGCCAAUGUCAUGCUGCGGCCCCCGCGAGAUAUUCACCGAGAUCGUCUCGUGGAUUGGCGGCUGUUGCUUCAAUCGUACGGCUUGGUCGGUAUGUUGGAGUCAACCUGCUCGUUCGCAAUGAGCUUCUGGUACCUGCAGCGCCACGGCCUCCCCUUCGGCACGCUCUGGUUCUCCUUUGGCAACAUCCCCAUCCCGGCGGGCCAGACCGAGGACGACGUGUCGUACCAUCUGACCGUGGCGAGCUCCAUCUACUUCGUCACGCUCGUGGUGAUGCAGUGGUUCAACCUCAUGGCCUUGCGAACCCGCCACCUCUCCAUCUUCUCGCACCCGCCCAUUUUCAACCGCAAGACACAGAACCUGCUCCUUUUCCCGGCUAUUCUCUUUGCGCUCGUCGUCGCAUUGAUAUUCACCCUUAUACCUGAUAUAGACUACCUUGGGUGCGAUAAAGUCCCUGUGGAACACUGGUUCAUUCCCAUGGCGUUUGGUGUUGGACUGUUGACUUUGGACGAGUUGAGAAAGAUGGUCGUGAGAAAGUAUCCGCAUGGCAUUCUGGCGAGGUUGGCAUGGUAA
This is a messenger RNA of Fonsecaea pedrosoi CBS 271.37, 3405 nucleotides long. RefSeq lists its product as uncharacterized. Gene Ontology annotation, cellular component: membrane. NCBI's taxonomy places the organism in Eukaryota, Fungi, Ascomycota, Eurotiomycetes, Chaetothyriales, Herpotrichiellaceae. Gene Ontology annotation, biological process: sodium ion export across plasma membrane; potassium ion import across plasma membrane; intracellular potassium ion homeostasis. The transcript has 2 exons. The record is from RefSeq and is a predicted model, not a curated record. The coding region runs from base 1 to 3405 and encodes 1134 amino acids. Gene Ontology annotation, molecular function: ATP binding; P-type sodium:potassium-exchanging transporter activity; ATP hydrolysis activity.